Messenger RNA from Elephantulus edwardii (Cape elephant shrew), 3895 nucleotides. It is a transcript of the gene MYBPC1, whose product is annotated as myosin binding protein C, slow type. Lineage: Eukaryota; Metazoa; Chordata; Mammalia; Macroscelidea; Macroscelididae. The record is from RefSeq and is a predicted model, not a curated record. Gene Ontology annotation, molecular function: protein binding. The transcript is spliced from 31 exons. The coding region runs from base 139 to 3585 and encodes 1148 amino acids.
GAGGCAGUAUAAAAGCACAGGAUUUCUUCCCAACUGCUUGUCACACUGACCUGCACCUCUCUCGCCUGCUCGUGGGGUUUUUGUCAAUUAGUGUUGGAGACAAGAAAAUUCCGUGGAAAAUAACGUUUUGCCGUGGUCAUGCCAGAACCCACUAAGAAAGAGGAAAAUGAAGUGCCAGCCCCAACUCCACCCCCAGAAGAACCGAGUAAAGAGAAGGACGCUGGAACUGCACCAGCAAAAGAUGAAGAGGAAGCCUCACCGCCUAGUGCUGUGCCUCCAGGUGUGGGUAGUCGGGCCCUGGAGAGAAAAGAUUCAGAAUGGUCUCUAGGGGAAUCACCAGCUGGGGAGGAACAAGACAAGCAGAACGCCAAUUCUCAGCUGUCCACUCUGUUUGUGGAGAAACCUCAAACUGGAACAGUCAAAGUCGGUGCAAAUAUUACCUUUGUAGCCAAAGUCAAGGCUGAAGAUCUUCUCCGCAAGCCCACUGUCAAAUGGUUCAAAGGGAAAUGGAUGGAUCUGGCCAGCAAAGCUGGGAAGCACCUCCAGCUGAAGGAAACAUUUGAAAGGCAAACCCGGGUGUAUACAUUUGAGAUGCAGAUCAUUAAGGCCAAAGAGAACUAUGCAGGAAACUACAGGUGUGAAGUCACCUACAAGGAUAAAUUUGACAGCUGUUCAUUUGAUCUCGAAGUAAAGGAAUCCACUGGGACAACUCCAAACAUUGACAUCAGAUCUGCUUUCAAGAGAAGUGGUGAAGGUCAAGAGGAUGCAGGAGAACUUGACUUUAGUGGUCUCCUGAAACGUAGAGAGGUGAAGCAGCAGGAGGAGGAGCCCGAGAUAGACGUGUGGGAACUGCUGAAGAACGCUAACCCCAACGAGUACGAGAAGAUCGCCUUCCAGUAUGGCAUCACGGACCUGCGGGGCAUGCUCAAGAGACUCAAGCGCAUGCGCAGGGUGGAGAAGAAGAGCGCAGCCUUUGCAAAAAUUCUUGAUCCUGCAUAUCAAGUUGAUAAAGGAGGCAAAGUAAGGUUUGUUGUGGAACUGGCAGAUCCAAAGCUGGAGGUGAAGUGGUACAAAAAUGGUCAAGAAAUUCGACCCAGUACAAAGUACAUCUUUGAGCACAAAGGUUGCCAAAGGAUCAUGUUUAUCAAUAACUGUUCAUUGACAGAUGAUUCAGAAUAUUAUGUGACCGCUGGCGAUGAGAAAUGCUCCACUGAGCUCUUCGUAAGAGAGCCUCCAAUUAUGGUGACCAAACAACUGGAAGAUAUAAAUACUUACUGUGGAGAGAAAGUAGAAUUAGAAUGUGAAGUGUCUGAAGAUGAUGCCAAUGUCAAAUGGUUUAAGAACGGUGAGGAAAUCUACCUUGGCCCCAAAUCAAGAUAUCGAGUUAAAGUUGAGGGCAAAAAGCACACUUUGAUCAUCGAAGGCGCAACGAAGGCGGACACUGGCGAGUACUCGGUGAUGACCACAGGAGGGCAGUCAUCUGCUAAACUGAGUGUGGACUUGAGGCCCCUGAAGAUAUUGACACCUCUGACUGAUCAGACUGUAAAACUUGGGAAAGAAAUCUGCUUGAAAUGUGAAAUCUCUGAGAACAUACCAGGAAAAUGGACUAAAAAUGGCCUGCCUGUUCAGGAGAGUGACCGUCUAAAGGUGGUUCACAAAGGAAGAAUUCACAAGUUAGUGAUAGCCAAUGCUCUCGUUGAGGAUGAAGGUGAUUAUGUUUUCGCACCAGAUGCCUACAGCGUUACUUUGCCUGCCAAAGUUCAUGUUAUUGACCCUCCUAAGAUCAUCUUGGACGGGCUCGAUGCUGAUAAUACAGUGACAGUAAUUGCAGGGAGCAAGUUGCGCCUUGAGAUUCCCGUCACCGGAGAACCACCUCCGAAAGCCAUCUGGAGCCGAGCAGACAAGGCCAUCAUGGAGGGCAGUGGUCGGAUAAGGGCAGAAUCUUACCCUGACAGCAGCACUCUGGUCAUUGAUGUAGCUGAAAGGGAAGACUCUGGUGUUUACAAUAUAAAUCUGAAAAAUGAAGCUGGAGAAGCCCAUGCAAGCAUCAAGAUUAAAGUUGUGGACAUCCCUGAUCCUCCAGUAGCACCUAAUGUGACAGAAGUGGGGGAUGACUGGUGCAUCAUGAACUGGGAGCCUCCUGCCUACGAUGGGGGAUCCCCAAUCUUAGGAUACUUUAUCGAGAGAAAAAAGAAGCAAAGCUCCAGGUGGAUGAGGCUGAAUUUUGAUCUCUGCAAAGAAACAACUUUUGAGCCCAAGAAGAUGAUUGAAGGUGUGGCCUACGAGGUGCGCAUCUUUGCCGUGAAUGCCAUCGGCAUCUCCAAGCCCAGUAUGCCCUCCAAGCCUUUUGUUCCUCUGGCUGUAACCAGCCCUCCUACCCUUCUGGCUGUGGACUCUGUAACUGACAGCACGGUGACGAUGAAAUGGCGGCCCCCAGACCAGAUUGGAGCAGCAGGUUUAGAUGGCUAUGUACUAGAGUAUUGCUUUGAAGGAACUGAGGACUGGACAGUUGCAAACACAGAUCUGAUUGACAAGACCAAAUUCACCAUCACGGGUCUGCCCACGGACGCAAAGAUCUUUGUGCGUGUGAAGGCUGUGAAUGCAGCUGGUGCCAGUGAGCCCAAGUACUACUCUCAGCCCAUCCUCGUGAAGGAAAUCAUAGAGCCUCCAAAGAUUCGCGUCCCCAGGCACCUGAAGCAAACCUACAUCCGCAGAGUUGGGGAAGCCGUCAAUCUGGUUAUACCUUACCAGGGAAAACCAAGACCAGAAUUAACUUGGAAGAAGGACGGUAUGGACAUAGAUAAGAAUCAAAUAAAUAUUCGCAACUCUGAGACUGAUACAAUCAUAUUUAUCAGAAAAGCAGAGAGGAGCCACUCUGGGAAAUAUGAUCUGCAAGUCAAAGUGGACAAAUACGUGGAAAGCGCGUCCAUUGACAUCCAGAUAGUGGACCGUCCUGGCCCACCUCAGCUUGUGAAGAUUGAAGAUGUCUGGGGAGAGAAUGUUGCCCUCACAUGGACCCCACCAAAGGAUGAUGGGAAUGCUGCCAUCACAGGAUAUACCAUCCAGAAGGCUGAUAAGAAGAGUAUGGAGUGGUUCACUGUCAUCGAGCAUUACCACCGAACCAAUGCCACCAUUACUGAGCUGGUCAUAGGGAACGAGUACUAUUUCCGGGUCUUUGCUGAGAACAUGUGUGGCCUCAGCGAGGAUGCCACGAUGACUAAGGAGAGCGCUGUGAUCGCCAAGGACGGUAAAAUCUACAAAAACCCAGUGUAUGAUGACUUCGACUUCACCGAGGCGCCCAUGUUCACCCAGCCUUUGGUUAACACCUACGCUGUAGCUGGUUACAAUGCCACCCUCAACUGCAGCGUCAGAGGGAACCCAAAGCCCAAAAUAACCUGGAUGAAAAACAAAGUCGCUAUUGUGGAUGACCCGCGAUACAGGAUGUUCAGCAACCAGGGCGUCUGCACUCUGGAGAUCCGCAAGCCCAGCCCCUAUGACGGAGGCACCUACUGCUGUAAAGCAGUCAACGACCUGGGCACGGUGGAGAUGGAGUGCAAGCUGGAGGUGAAAGUUGUAGCACAGUAAGGACUUUUGAAUGUAUAGUGUCAUCUAAGGUGGGCUUUCCUUCUGCAGGCUCCUCUUGCAAGGUGUGCCUCCUAACAUAAUUGAUUCCUAUUUGCGAGAUUUACAGUCCAGCAAUCCUGAGGAAUACUAAGAGCCUGGUCGCUGCCUCACUGCUUGCCACUGCGUUGAAAUCUGGUUGCACUGAGAGAGCAUAUUCUGUGUUUCCAGGCACCCAAGUGUGGUUGUUUUCUUUCCUCUUGCUGUUGGGAAAAAAAAAUGUUUGCACAGAUUGCUUCAUUAAAAAAUGCAAACAAAAUCUCACAUGAAGUCA